ACCACCAGCACCACCAGCAGCGUGGGGGGCUCCUGCCGUGGAACGCCAACCACGCAGCAGGGCGCGGCGUCUCCGUCUCUGCCUCUCUCGCGGGCCCACUGGGGGCGUUGAGUAACGAUCGUGGAAGCGUGUGAGUCGGUAGCACGCUCAAUACGAUUACAUUUUUUAAAUAACAACAACAGCAAUAACAUUGACUGUUAAAAUAAUACAGAUUCAGGAUGUGAUUGGUUUUCUCCCGUCACUGAAGGUUUAAAACAUUUUUGACGUUUCGGGCAACGGGCCCUUUUUAAGGAAGAUCGUGGUUCGGAAAUUAGAACGUCUGAAUAAAUGAAAUUGAUUGAUAGGUGCGACUAUGCGUUUGCACCUUAACAUCGACCACUAAAUCGUAAGGCUCAAUCACAUACCUUCUAUUAAUUAGGGAUUCUAAUAAGACAAGCAGGCACCAUGAAUAUCUCGACAGAAAAUCUGGCAGUCGGAGCGAUGUUGGCCAUUCACACGUGCACGGCUCAUUUACCUGCGCUACCCCUUCCGGACCAGAGGGCUGCUAGCAAUUGCCCCGGGGCCAUGGUCAAUUGCCCUAGGGGCAGGGGGACGACACGAUCCGGCGAGCCGGCGAGAAAAAAUGAUGGAGAAGAGGCGGAGGGUGGUGGUGGUGAGGAGGAGGACGCUGCCGAUGAUGAUGAAGGCCAAGAGAAAUGGAAGGAGCGCGUGUACUGGUGCCUAGUCACUGCGUUCACAGCACCCAUGUACUCGGUCGUCUCGUCCCUGCUCACUCGCUCCGAGUUGACCGUGAGGGGUGAGCCCAGGGGACGACGUCAGGGCCACGCGCCCCUUCUCAAGAGGCUGGAGGUGGCGAUUGUCACGGACUUCGCCAACUCCGUGCAAAGGAUGCGCACGCGGGUAUUGGGGGGCUCGAUGCGCGAGAUGGGGGGCCCUCGAGAAGAGGGGGGCCGAGCGAUAGAUGCCGGUAGAUCGAAACCAGGAGCGGGAAUGGGAGCGGAGCAGGCGGCUGGGUCGAGGGUGCGACCAGGACCACAGCGCCCUGAACACCCCCAACACCCUGAACACACACCACCAAACACACCUGCACACCCUGAACACACACCCCCACACACACCCCCACACCCUGAACACACACCACCACACACACCCCCAGACCCUGAACACACACUCCCACACACACCCCCACACCCUGAACACACAUCCCCACACACACCCCCACACCUUGAACACACACCCCCACACAUACCUCCACACCCUGAACACACACUCCCACACACACACCCUGAACACACACCCCCAUACCCUGAACACACACCCCCACACACACCCCCACACACACCACCACACAUGGAACACACGCCCCCACACACACCCCCACACACACCCCCACAACCUGAACACGCACCCCUGCACACUAAACACACUCCCGCACACCCUGAACACUGUCACCCACAACACACACCGCCGCAGAUCAAACACACACCCCCACGCCCCAUACGCACACCAGCACACCACGCAGCCGCACACCCCGAACACACAGGCAGUGGCGACACGCAGCAGAACGAUGACGAGGCGGUUGAGGUGCACGUGGCGUCACUCGUCACACGGCAUGACGACGGUCAAGCGCGGCGAGCUGACACGAGGCAGGACGAGGUGGCCUCAUCACGACGGGGAGAAGGAGGAGGAGGAAGAGGAGACCAAGACGGAUCUUCCCGGGAAGGAGUGAAGCGAAACCUAAAGAGGCAGCCUCUCUCAGCGAAGAGGUAUCCCACUUCCUCUUCCAUGUCGUCAUCAUCAUCAUCAGCCUCGUGCAGAGUGUUGCAACCACCAAGCUGCGAUGGGUCGGCGAUGGUCUGCGAUGAGUCCGCCGUUGAUUGUAGCGAUUCCCUGAUGGUUGUGAACGAUCACGCAAAGGUGCAUGACGAUUCUGGAGAGGUCUGCAAUGGGUGUGCGAUGGUCUCCGAUGAUUCCGUCGGCAAUCGCCGAGACUCCCUGGAGGCCGUCAAAUCAAAGGUCCCACAUAUCGAGGAGGUGCCGGGGCAGGAGAGCAACGUGGAGCUACAGUCAGGAUCAGGGCUUGGCCUGGAGCGGGAGCGAGGAGGACCUGGGAUGGAGCUGGAGGGAAAGCCUGGAUUAGAGGUGGAGCAAAAACCUGAGCUGGAGGUGGAGCAAAGAACGAGGAUGGACCUUGAGAAAAAAUCUGAGGUGGAGUUAGAGACAAAAUCUCGGAUGAAAGUUGGGCAAAUACCUGGGAUGGAGUUGCUGCAAAAACCGGUAUUGGAUCUGAAGCAAAAACAUGAGAUGGAGGUGGAGCAAAUACCUCAAGCAGAGUUGGAGAAAAAAUCUGGGAGAAGGUUGGAGAAGGAACCUGGAAUGGAGCUGGACCAAAGACCCGAGAUGGAGCUGGGUCGAGGAGGACUGGACCUUGAGCUGGAGCGAGGAAACCCUGGGCUGGAGCCAAACUCUAACAACCUCCACCCCGCGGCGCUAAUCCCAGCGGUCACCGGCUCGUGGGAAAUCGCGGAGCUCAGGGAGCUCGUGUUCGGGCCGCAGUACCUGAACCAGGAGCCGAGCCCAGAUGCGAACCGCAAUCCGAGCCCACUCCCGAUCUCCCGUGGCGGCACCACCACCACCACCGGGGCCCUCCCCGCGCGGCGCCCUCCGGCCGUGCCCGUCGCGCGCUGGGGGCCGGCGGUGCCCGGCCGGGUCGAGUGCGACGCGGCGGCGAUGGGCGAGGGGAUGAGACGCAGGGCCCACCGCGCCGUCGUCGUCGAGGGGAUGUGCCCGCCGUUCGGGGUGGGCGCCGCGUGCGUCGUCAAGGUGCACAGCGCCCUGGGGGAGGGCGGCCAGCCUGGCCCGCAGCUGGUGGAGAGCAACCGCAGGUUGGCGGUGCAGGAGUGCUGGGUGCAGGGAGCCGCGCGUCAGCUGUGCCGACGCUUCGCCUCAGAGGCUUCGGCGCUGCCCGGGUUCGGCUCCACUCCCGAGGUCAUCCCGCUGUACCUGCUGACGCGUCCCGGCCGCCCCGCCGCGCACGCCACUGUGGAGGUGCAGCUGCCGGGCCGCUUCGCGAAGUACUCCCCGCGCGACGGGAGGGAGCUCAGCGCCGGCGCUGCGGGCGGGACCCCGAGCGAGGCCGGCAUGAAGUGCGUCGCCUUCCAGCACUGGGUGUUCGUGCGCUCCGGUGGCCGCCUCCUCGUCACCGACCUGCAGGGAGUGGGUCUGCAUCUCACAGACGUCGGGAUCGCCACCAGAGAUAAGGAGUUCCAGGGCGUCCGUGGGAACUUCCCUUCGUCGGCGCUCGCCCAGUUCGUCGCGCUGCACGAGUGCAGCCCCCACUGCGCCCUGCUGGGCCUGGGGCCCCUGCGCCGCGCCUCCAGGGCGCCCCCCCUCCGCACGCCGCCGGCGGCCAGGCUCGCCGCGGCCGGGACCCGCGCCAAGGGACGCGGGGCCAGGUUCUGGCCCCUGCCCCUCAAGGUCACCACCCUCCGACGGAUGAGCGAGCCGUGACCCGCGGCUUCUCCCGCUCCGCUGGUUCCCAGAUCCCAACACUGGGUUAAACAACAUGCGCAGUGUCGUUCUCUUCUAGCAUGUGCACCUUUAGCAUGUGCACCUUUAGCAUGUGCACCUUUAGCAUGUGCACCUGUUGUUCUCUUUUAGCUCCUCCCCCCUCCUCCCCCCCCCUUAACUUGUAUUUAAGAACUUGUAUCUUGGAAUCUUUGCCUCACUUGAUACAGUAAAUCUAGCUGUGACGGUCCCACCUGAUGACGGAGACUUGUGUUGCCUCCGAAACGUCGUGAUUUAUUAUUUUAUUUUAUUUCUAUUAUUACUUUUAUUAAUUUUAAUUUUAUUUUUUACCUACGUGACUUUACCGAAAAAAACUAAGAGUAUUAAUCCUUGCAGUCACGAAAGCUUCAAAUCUAGAAUCCCAGAUCCCUCGCUACCCCCCCCCCCGCCCCCCUGUAACGACCGAUCGAAUGAAUGGGGGUCCUUGCGUUGUCUCCGAUUAACAUCGAAUGAAUGACCGCAGGCGCGGCGUGGAGAGCGACCAUCUCGUGCACGUCCAGCUGCUCGCAGCCCGUGUCGGUGUCGUGACGCCGAAUUGACAAUGACAGACGGUGGCAUCGACACGAGGGCUUGUGUUUAACGGUCACAGAAAAGACUCGCAUGCAAAAUGUCUCGUGUGCAUUUAUUUUUUAUAUGAUUUCAUUGUUUAUCCCAGUGACGUCAUUCCAUUGUGUUUCGUGUAUGUGCUGUGCCUGGCAAAGAUUGUGGUAAUCUGUGUUGGCGGGAUGAAGGCUACACCCGAGGACAUUUGUCUUUGCCAUCACGUGAACUGAUGAAAUACAAGCGUGUUAUUUGUACAUGACAAUAAAUUAAUACGUAACACGUUAAAUUCAAGUAGAACACAUUCCUGCGAAGGGAGCUGGUAGGAACGUUGGGUUGCUCGGUCAAUGGUCAGGGUCAACG
Messenger RNA from Lethenteron reissneri (Far Eastern brook lamprey), 4470 nucleotides. RefSeq lists its product as uncharacterized. The record is from RefSeq and is a predicted model, not a curated record. Gene Ontology annotation, biological process: protein phosphorylation. NCBI's taxonomy places the organism in Eukaryota, Metazoa, Chordata, Hyperoartia, Petromyzontiformes, Petromyzontidae. Gene Ontology annotation, molecular function: protein serine/threonine kinase activity; ATP binding.